Molecule: messenger RNA, 729 nt
Organism: Penicillium roqueforti
Lineage: Eukaryota; Fungi; Ascomycota; Eurotiomycetes; Eurotiales; Aspergillaceae
Exons: 1
Coding region: 1-729 (242 amino acids)
Source: RefSeq, a predicted model, not a curated record
AUGCCCGCUACAGCUGGAAGGCCGCAGCAUGCGCAAGUGUCACCAUCUUUGUCAGACAGGCCCUUAUCAUCGUGGAUCCCGUCUACAGUUCCCCCGCAGACAGCAUCCAUUCUUAUUGCAGAACUGGCCAAACCAAUAUCCAGUGCCGAUGACGAAGGCUAUAUCUACAUGUUCUGGUUGACACCCCCGACAACUACCACACAACGGAGCGCUGAAUCCGCGGUAGCGCGAGACAUAGCAUCUUCUCUACUACCGCAGGCCCCGCAAAGCAGCAACAGCCUCCGCCCACCCACGCAGCCACGCAGCGUCAGCGACGCAAUCCGUGCAGCACAAGACAUGAACGCUCUCACCUCCAACCCGACAUCAACCAAGCCGGGAACGCUUAGGCUGAAAAUUGGACGCACGAGCAAUGUGCAUCGUCGGCUUGCUGAAUGGAGUAAACAGUGCUCAUAUGACUUGACCUUGAUCCGUUACUAUCCUUACACGCCAUCCCACCCUAGCCAGGAUAGCGCAUCUUUAGUACCGGGAAGGAAAGUCCCGCAUGUGCAUCGCGUGGAACGACUCAUUCACCUUGAGCUAGCGGCUCAGCGUAUACAGGACUUAGGCCAAUGUCCCGAGUGCGGGAAGGAGCAUCGGGAGUGGUUUGAGGUCGAGGCGGAGAAGGAGUCGCUGAGGAGGGUGGAUGAGUGUAUCCGACGAUGGGUCUCAUGGGCUGAGUCGAGGCCUUGA